AUGAUAUAAAGUACAAGAGUACGUUCCAAUUUUCAUAAGUAAAUGGAAAAAUUAAAAGGAUUAUUGGUUUCCACUCACACAAUAUCCCCUAUUGAGGCAGAUCAACCACUUAGAAAAACUUAAACUCCUUUAAUUGGAUAAUUAUAACAAUCCAUCUAAUUUAGCGAUGAGGAGGAAUAGAGUGAAAAUAUCAAUGAAAUUGAUGUGAAAUCAACCAAUUUUAAUGAUGAGUUUGUUUUAGGAAGAAAAUUGGGAGAGGGUACUCAUGGAAUCGUAAAACUAUGUUGGAAGAAGGACAAUCCAAAUAUGUUAUUUGCUGUAAAAAUAAUUAAAACAAUUGACGAAGAGCAAUUGGAAAUAGUCAGAUAAACAUUCAUAAAUUCGACAAUCAUCAAAAGUCCUUACAUAGCAAAAUGUUACAAACUAUAUAUUGAUAUCAAUGUAAUUUAUAUGUUAAUGGAAUAUGUACCAUAUGCAAAUUUAUAAACUAUUUUACAAGAGAGAACAAAGCUAAAAGAGCAAGAGGUAUAAAAAAUCGCAAAUGCAUUAUUAAAAAGUGUGAGAUGUUUACACAGCGGUGGAAUAUGUCAUAGAGAUAUAAAACCAGAUAAUAUUAUGAUCGAUUAGAAUGAUUUUUCAGUUAAAUUAAUAGAUUUUGGUGUUUCUAGAAGAUUUGUAUCAUAUAAUAAUAGCACCUUUCGAUAUAUAAGAAAGGCGAUGUUGACUGUAACUGGCAAUCUUCAUUAUCGAGCACCUGAGAUUAUGUUUAGUCAAUCUUAUGGUUAUAAUCAACAGAUUGAUUUAUGGGCUAUAGGUGUUACACUAUAUCAAUCUCUAACAGGAUCUUUGCCAUUUAUUUCUGAUAAUACUGCUGAAAUCAUAGCAUUGCUAUCUGAUAGCAAUUCACUGUAAGAAGCAUUCCAAUAAGAGUCAUUCUUAAAAUUAUCAAGCAGUUGCAGAGAUCUAAUCAAAAGACUCCUAAUGUGGAAUCCUCUUAAAAGAUUAACUGCUUCUGAGGCAUUAAAACACAUAUGGAUUCCAAAUGCUUAAACUCCCAAGAAACCCUUGAUAAAGUGGAUCACAAAGGAUGACAUAGAUACAAGUAGAAUAAGUUAAAAUAGUGAUAUUUUGAAUAAGUCUUUAAUCAAUAGUGCCGAAAUUUUGAAUUAAGAGUUACAGAACACCUUAAUUAUAAGCAAACAAAUUGAUUCCAUUUUGGAAAGCUCGUAAGGAUCAAAAAAGAGCUUGCGAUUCUCAAUUAAAAUAAAAUAAGAGAAAGAUGGUCAAGAUUUCAAAUCUAAGCUAAAAUAAUUUAAAUUAGAAUCAUCCACCAAUAUAUAUAGUAGAAAAAAUCAAAGUCAAACAAAUGUAAUAUAAUUAGUAGGAGCCUGGAAUGAAAAAAAAAGAAAUUCUAUUAAAUUGGAGGAAGAUGAUGAUAUUUUUGGCAUAAAGGUCUGUCGCAGUCAUCAUUCUCUAACAUAAUUUGAAGAUCCAUUGUAAAUAGAGUAAUAAACUUAAAAGAACUCAUUGGAUCCUAAACUCUUGCAAGAGAUCUCUAAAUAUAAUUUGUGA
Molecule: messenger RNA, 1572 nt
Organism: Paramecium tetraurelia
Lineage: Eukaryota; Ciliophora; Oligohymenophorea; Peniculida; Parameciidae
Exons: 3
Biological process (GO): mitotic DNA damage checkpoint signaling; protein phosphorylation
Cellular component (GO): nucleus; cytoplasm
Molecular function (GO): ATP binding; protein serine/threonine kinase activity
Source: RefSeq, a predicted model, not a curated record